AUGAUCAGAAAAGAGUGCCGAAACGAUGAAGGAGGUCGACAGGUGGCUGGAAUCGAGUUGCCAUUCGACUCUUGCAAUACUGCCAGAACCAGAUCCCUCAAUCCUCGUGGAGUCUUCGUCUCGACUACCGUUGUCAUCUCUUUCCAUCCACAAUUCGUGACAAAAGGUCGAUCGAGCAUACAGAAUCCAAUGCUUCUACAUGGAACACAGGUUGUACCAAUGCCCAUCUGUCGUUACGAGAUUCUCGAUGGAGGACCAUCCGGACAGCCCAUUCAGUUCGCCACCAUCGGUCAACAGGUGUACCACAAGUGGACUUGUGAUUCCGAGACCACCGACACCUUCUGCGCCGUCGUCCACACCUGCACUGUUGAUGAUGGAAACGGUGAUACAGGUCCAGAUCUGAAACGAGGACGGAUGCGCCCUUGA
Molecule: messenger RNA, 426 nt
Organism: Ostertagia ostertagi
Lineage: Eukaryota; Metazoa; Nematoda; Chromadorea; Rhabditida; Trichostrongylidae
Source: the annotation of a GenBank genome assembly